AUGGUACAGGAGUGGGAAGAGAUGGACCCCAACACUUCUGGAGAACCUCAGGAAGCAGGUGCCACCCUGGAGUGCACAUGGCUGCUUGGCCGCCUGCCUGCCAGUGCAGAAACGUGUCCUAGGCCCCCAUGGGACUCAAGACUCCAGCUGGAACCAGAAAAGGAGAAUUACAAGAAGAAUGAAAAAGUGACGCUGAGUUGCAUUGAUGGUUUGCAGCCACCCUUCACCAAAAUCAAGUGUUCAAGCCAAGUCCAGUCAAUCAGUCAUGGGAAACCCAUAUACAGAGAAGUUUGGCUUAGAAGGGACAGCAGAGGUACCUGGACCCCCGUUCAGUCCAGUGUGGAAUGCUUAGAGGUCUUCCAGGUUGUCCCCGGGACCUGGGAGAUUUCCAGCACCAGCAUCAAAGUGAACUGGACCUGUGGGCUCCCAGGCGCCUGCCAGAACAUGCAGGCCAUGUGCCGCCUGGCAGAGCCUUCGUCUGCUCCCUGUGAGGCUGAGGAGGUGGAGGGAGAGGAAAUUCUACAAGGCCAGGGGGGAACAUUUUCAUGUCCUCUUCUCCAGCCCUUCACUGACUACAGUAUCACCAUCACCCUACCCCCCAGCACGAUCCUUUUUGCAUGGCUGAUCAGGACAGAGGGAACAGUGCCAGACAAACCAGAGGAGAUGCAGCUGGAUCACAACACAAGUUCCCUAAGGUGGAAGGUGCUGCCCUCCUGCAAAGGGGAGAUCAUUGGAAUCCAGCUGAACAUCACGAGCUGGAGCAUGCAGGACGGUGGCUUCCUGGAGAUGGAGCGGCUGCGGCUGAGCGGCUCCGCCACUGAGCACUCCCUGCCUCAGCACGGCGCCGGCAGCAGCUACGUGGUGACGAUGCGGGGGGUCACGGCCGCCGGAGCUGGCGCUGCGUCUCUCUGGACGUUUCAGACCAACAGCUCGGACUCUCCACAGCCUCCCAAGGUCAGCUGCCGCCGCGUCCGUGACAUGUCCCCAUCCCAAGGCACAGCUGUGCUUCCCCUCCGCCCCAUCGCCCGUCCUGAGGCGACGAGGGAGAUCCAGCUCAUUGUGGCCGCCACACACAACAUCACAGCCGUGGAAGAUGCCUGCGUGGGGGAACCACAGCCCUUCAAUGCCAGCCGGCAGCCUGGCACCUAUGUGGCUGCCAUGCUCAACCUCACAGCCCCCACUGACUUUGUGCUGGGCGAUGGGACCCAUGGGCAAGGUUACCACAAUGCUGCCCUCCAACCUGGCUGGAACUACACAGCCCUUCUGCGCCUCGUCCAGCGCUCGCAGCAGGCAGAGAAGUUCACCUGCAUCUGCUACAGCUUCUCUCUUGGGCAGGAGUCAGUGCCUCUGCUGAGCAGGAUGUCCACGGUUAUGGCAUUAGCACUGGUUGUUGCACUCCUGGCACUGGGGAUUUUGCUGCUCUUUGUGCUCUUCAGGCGAAAACACAAUAGUUCAAAAAUCUUGGAGAACAACAGUGCUGUCCCACUACAAAGUCGAGGAGGUGUAUGCAAGAUAAACACACAGAUCCCCACGGAGGAACUGCUGGAGGCUCUGAAGUGGUUUAAGAGGGCAGAAAUAGAAACAGAGCAAACAGAGGAUGAAUUAGUUGGCAUGCAUGGUGCUGGGCGUCUGAGAGAGUAUCAGCAACUGUCCUCCACUUUAUUGCAUCCCUGCAAUACUGGGAAUGAGCUGUGUAAUCAGAACAAGAACCGCUACAAGAGCAUCGUCCCAUAUGAUCACUGUCGUGUGGUGCUGCAGCCCUCUGACACAGGGAAUGGCUACAUCAAUGCCAGCUAUGUGGAUAGCUACCGGAGUCCACGUUUCUUCAUUGCAGCUCAAGGCCCCUUGCCUGGAACGGUGGUGGACUUCUGGCAGAUGGUUUGGCAGGAGAAGACCUCAGUCAUAGUGAUGCUGACGGGCUUAGUGGAGCAGAACAAGAACAAGUGUGAACAGUAUUGGCCAGAGCAGAAGCAAGUCUACGGGGACUUCACCGUCACACUUAACAACACCAGGACCACCACAGGCCUUGUCACACGCAUCUUCUGCCUGCAGAAGGCAGGGUGUGCUCUCCCAAGAGUAGUGGAGCAGUUUCACUACCUGCUGUGGCCAGACCACGGGGUGCCCAGAAACCCUGCUCAGCUCCUGUGGUUAGUGGAGGUGGUGAACAAGAGGGGUUUGGAAGCACCUGCCGGACCCGUGUUGGUGCACUGCAGUGCAGGGAUUGGGCGCACAGGUACCUUCAUUGCCCUGGACUUCCUCCUGAAGAUGGGGAAGGCUGAGGGGAAGGUGGAUGUGUUUCACUGCGUGCAGAGGCUGCGGGAGCAGCGAGUCAGCAUGGUGCAGACCAAGGAGCAGUAUACCUUCUUGUAUGAGGUGCUGCUUGAAGGCUUGCUCUGUGGCAGCACCGGGAUCCCAGUGGAGAGCAUCACCAGCCAUGUCCGCUGCCUUCGAGAAGCUGAGACCUCAAGACAUAACAAUGUCCUUGAGAAGGAGUUCAAGGCCCUGCAGAAGUUUUCUGAGUUGUUCCAGCUCCUGCCAUGCAGAGAAGCAGAGAAACCCAGCAACCAGCCCAAGAACCGCAAGCCAGGGAUCCUACCAGCGGAUUCCUACCGGCCCAUCCUGAUGUCAUCACUGAAUGCAGAUGGAUCACCAGGUUACAUCAACGCUGUGUUUGUCGACACAUACACAGAGGAGGACAGACUCAUCGUCACCCAGAUGCCCUUCGCCACCACGCUGGUGGAUUUCUGGGCUCUGGUCUGGGAUUACACCUGCACAUCAGUGGUUGUCCUGAACGAGCUCCAGGAGCUGGACAAGACAUAUGUGGAGUUCUGGCCUACCCAAGACGAAGCUGCCUAUGGCCGUUUCCAUAUCCAUCUGAUCUCAGAAGAGCCUGGAACUGGCUUCACAGCCUGGACACUCGCCCUCACCAAUAGGCAGCAGCCCAAGAAGUCUGCACUGGAAGUCCGGUUGUGGCAACUGAAGGACUGGCCCAUGCAGCAGCCUCUUCCCCCACACUCUGCCACCAUCAUGAGCCUGCUAGGGAAGGUGGAGACACACCAUCGGCAGAGCCGGGAUGGGCAUAUUCUUGUCACCUGCUGGGAUGGUGCCAGUCGGAGUGGGAUCUUCUGUGCUGCUAAUUUCCUGUGUGAGCAAAUCCAAAGUGAGGGGCUGGUGGAUGUAUCCCAGGCUGUGAGGAUGGUGAAGAGGCGGCGCAGACAGCUGAUUAAAGAUGUGGAGCAGUAUGGACUCUGCUACGAACUAGCCAUCAGUUACUUGAAUUCAUUUGAAACCUAUGGGAAUUUCAAGUAA
Molecule: messenger RNA, 3309 nt
Organism: Indicator indicator
Lineage: Eukaryota; Metazoa; Chordata; Aves; Piciformes; Indicatoridae
Product: receptor-type tyrosine-protein phosphatase epsilon-like
Exons: 28
Coding region: 1-3309 (1102 amino acids)
Biological process (GO): protein dephosphorylation
Molecular function (GO): protein tyrosine phosphatase activity; protein binding
Source: RefSeq, a predicted model, not a curated record